AUGGAACAUAUAUUAUUGCCUGCACCACCUAAACUCCCCAACCGUGAAGUCCGAAUGAUCACCGAAGGGAAAGUGGACGGGACCUCCAACAGGGCUAGAAAAACGGUAAUCAGAGCUGCAAGAGGUAAAGCAGGGCAGGUGAUGGUGAUUACCCACACGCCUAACGAUCCCGAGAUCUCCUUCGGGCCUAAGGAUGAAAGGCCACUGAUACACCCACACACGAACGCCCUGGUAUGCACGGUCGAAUUGGCAUUAUGCUUAGUCCAUCGAACUUUCGUAGACACAGAGAGCUCUGUCAACAUCCUAUACCAGGAUUGUCUGGAAGCCGUGAAUAUAAAUGCACAACUAAAACAAACCACCGAUCCCCUUUAUGGGUUCCCAGGAGAGAUGGUGAUGCCGGCAGGACAGAUUGAGCUUCCGCUCACGAUGGGAAGCCCUGCGGCCAAGCAAACAAGAAUAGUGGAAUUCUUGGUAAUCAGCCAAACAAAACCUGCGUACAAUGUAAUCUUGGGACGGCCUACCCUAGAUGCAUUCAGAGCAGUGGUGUCAAUGUAUUAUCUGAAGAUGAAAUUUCCGAUUGAGGGGGGAAUAGGCGAGGUAUAUGGUAAUCAGCUAGCCGCCAAGGAAUGUUAUGCCCAAACGGUCAGCCAAUAA
This is a messenger RNA of Salvia miltiorrhiza (redroot sage), 654 nucleotides long. RefSeq lists its product as uncharacterized. Bases 1 to 654 code for a protein of 217 amino acids. NCBI's taxonomy places the organism in Eukaryota, Viridiplantae, Streptophyta, Magnoliopsida, Lamiales, Lamiaceae. The record is from RefSeq and is a predicted model, not a curated record. The transcript has a single exon.